AUGCGUGUUUACAUGAAUGACAAGCCCCACAAGUGGGGCACUAAGCUCUUUGUGCUGUGCAAUGCUGUUACGGCUUACUGGAUUCGUCUAUUGCGGCAAAAACAGCAUCUAAGCGAUGCCCACCAGCCCGAUAUCAAGUCCGGGCCAGCCGCAGUAGUGCGCAACUUGCUAGAAAUGUUUGGGCCUGACGCCAAAAAGGAAGGAAUGAGGCUCGUGGUAAUUGAUCGUUUCUACACUUCUGUGACGCUAGCUAUCCAGCUGCUUCUAAUGGGGCUUCUAUUGCGUUGCCGUGAGAUCGACCGGGUGGUGCGGCAAGAUGGGGCAGAGCAGAUUGAGGUACCCUGUCCUCGUGUGGUGAAGGAUUACCACGCUUUCAUGUGUUAUGUCCACGACCAGUUGCGACUGCAGCGCUACUCACUGCAGCGUGCACUCCGCUUCAAGAAAUAUUACAAGUCAUUAGUGCUGGGGUUGAUUGAUAUGGCCAUCGUCAAUGGCUAUAUUGUUCACAAAGCUUACCACAAGAACAAAGAAUCGCGUCCGCUCACGCACGUCAAGUAUAUGAUCAAGCUCCACCUCCAGCUAAGUCAGCUCCAAGAGACAGAUAUGUAUGAGGGGAACACAUUCGAUACGCAGCUUCCCGUCUCUUUACCCAACUACGAACCGCUUCCUAUCGGUACUGCCCAGCAGACCGAGCACAUGGCGCUCCGAAGCAAUGAAUGGCGGAAUGAAGGCACACAGACCAAGCGUCGCCAGCGCGCGUGUAAAGUGUGCUCCUUUCUUCGAUCCAAGAGCAAGCGUGCCUCCACCACGACGUACUUCUGCAAGGACUGCAACAAGGCGGGACCGAUCUUCCUAUGCAUGCGAGCUCGACGCAAUGGCCGUGGGGCUGCCAUGAACUGUUGGGACAUCUGGCGCAAGGAGUGGGUCAACGACAAAUUGAUUCCAGUGAGCAAUGAUAAAUCUAUUCGAGUGCGUAGAAAGGUGAGUGCGACUGGGCCAGGCACUCCAUCGACAUCUGAUACUCCAAAUUCAAGCAAGAGACGUCGCACCAGCCCUUAA
Messenger RNA from Phytophthora nicotianae INRA-310, 1059 nucleotides. RefSeq lists its product as hypothetical. The record is from RefSeq and is a predicted model, not a curated record. The transcript is spliced from 4 exons. The coding region runs from base 1 to 1059 and encodes 352 amino acids. Lineage: Eukaryota; Oomycota; Peronosporomycetes; Peronosporales; Peronosporaceae.